Messenger RNA from Neodiprion virginianus, 1155 nucleotides. Its product is annotated as zinc finger BED domain-containing protein 4-like. Gene Ontology annotation, molecular function: protein dimerization activity. The record is from RefSeq and is a predicted model, not a curated record. NCBI's taxonomy places the organism in Eukaryota, Metazoa, Arthropoda, Insecta, Hymenoptera, Diprionidae. The transcript has 4 exons. Bases 1 to 1155 code for a protein of 384 amino acids.
AUGUUGAAAAGGAUGCAAAGACUUCAAAAACCUUUGUCUCACGUUCUUGCUGAUUCUACCGACACUGAGUCUGUAUCUGGUAUCGAAUGGUCUAAAACAAAUUGCUUACUGAAGGUAAUGAAGCCGUUAUAUGACGCCACACAAAUAUCAUGUGGAGUUAAAUAUCCGACUUUAUCAAUGGUAAAACCAUUGCUGUUUGGGAUAACAAAUGGUCUGAAUAGUAUCGAAUUUGACUACGACGAUGCAUCGGAAAUGGGACGAGAAUUUAUAGAUAAUAUCUUCAAUGGUCUAGAUGUCAGAUUUUGUGAGGUUGAUCGUGAUAUUAUUUUAAAAAAAAGCACUUAUCUGGAUCCCUGGUACAAAAAUUAUUUUUACAAAGAAGAGGAAGUAAAAGAAAUAGAAGAUGAUAUAAAGCUCGAAAUUAUGAGAUUCUUGAUGCCAGACAAUGAUUCUCAUGAACUUGAUGUUUUGACCAGAGAACAUAAUGGAAACCAGUAUUCGGGAUUUUGGAGUUUCAUGAAACGACCAACAAUUAACGCACGAGAAAAAAAUUUAGAGACUUUGCGUAAUGAAAUAUUGCAGGAAAUGGUGGUGUAUCUAAACUGUGGUUUGAUAAAUCCUCAGCAAGGUCCACUUAUUUGGUGGCGACAAGAAAAAAAUAAAUAUCCCCGAUUAUCACUUAUGGCGAGAAGAUAUUUAGGAGUACCUUGUACUUCUGCUGAAAGUGAAAGAUUAUUUUCCACUGCUGAAGAAAGUGAACUUCUGGUCAAAAAUCCUCCAUCAGAAAUGUCACAUUCAUCUAUUGUCAUGGGAGAAGAAUUUUAUAAUAGCAUUGUGACAAUGUUAGAUGAAAGAAAAAUCAUUGAAGGUGAAGAACUGAUCACAAAGGAUGAAGAUGAUGAGACAAAUGAGUAUACGGAGUGUAUUGGUGUACCGGAAGAUGAUGAUAAUUUUGUAGCUCAAGAAUUUGCCCCCGAACCACGUGACUAUAUUCCACUGUCGUAUAAAGAGAGGGCAGUUGCUAUUGCCGAUGCUCACCCAAAAUGGAGUUUGAAAUGCCUUCAAAAGCAUGGGGCAUCACGAUUAAAGCAUAAGCAGAAUUUAUAUCGAUGGAAAGAAGAUGUCAAACGUGGAGGUACUUAUUUUGACAAGUGA